UGUUUUCAUUUCAAAUCCGAAAUUCAAACGGACCGCGUGAGGGUAAAGCGUUCGUGGUCCGGACAACAUCCGUUCCAUAGUCCUAAGUGCGUGUGCGUAUGGAAAGAAUUUCGUGGUGAAUUUGGUACUCGCAGUUGUUGCAAAGCGCUUGCGACUGAAGGUGACUGUUUAAUGGUACAGUUUUGCUUGUGCAUAGAGAAUCGUGAAGCCGGUGGUGAACGAUUAAACAAACCCUACUGCAGGGAAUGUAAGACGCGACAAUAGGGCAGUGUGCACAUGUGCAUCGUGAGAAACAAGGCGCGCACAGUGGUCGUGUUAGGCUUUGCAGUGCAAUGAGCAAAUGAGCAUCGUGGGCUUGUCUUAGAUCGCGCUGCAGCUAUCGCCAUCGUUUGUGCAGUGCAGUUGUGCAGUGACAUUCGAGUGUUCUGAGUGUUUGUACGAUGGAAAGAAACCCACCAGCACCAUCAGUCAGAAAUAUUUUCCACGGUUGAGAACAUCGAGUGCGACCAUUUUCAAAAUACGAGAAGCCAGCUGCUUAAACAAACACUUUGUAGUUAGCAAGCUUUCAAUCGAUCAUCAUGAUAGUGUCGUGAUGGAAUCCGGAACCAUCGUCGUCAGUCAUUCGCCAGCAGCCAUUCCACGAGCAUUCCUGAAUGAACGUUCUUCUUCCAUGACUAUUCUUCCGACGCAAGGCAAAUUACAACAACAUCCACCGAGAAUGUCACAGCUGGAAACACUUGAAGCAAAGAUGGCCAACAUUGAAGUGUCGCUGUGCGCAGGGACGCCCAGGCGAAGAAAAGGAACAUCCCUUGGAGGAUCCUUGUCUGCCCGUUCUUCGCCACGACCCGAAACGGCACCAUCCCGUGAGCUCCGAACCGCUCUACAGGACCGGGAAGCAGUGAUACAGAGUUUACGACUACAGCUUGGCCUGGGGAAGCUGCCUCGACCAACAGGACCACCGCUGGACGACACGGAACGGCCAGUAGCCGAGCAACGGCUAGCGAAACUGAAAUCGGACGCCGAAACAAAGCGACAUGUGAUUAAGAAUCUAAAAUCCGCCCUCGAAAAGUUGGAUGUAACAGACAAUAUCGACGUACGAAUACGGCAGGCCGAGCUGGAGUAUGCUCUAGGGCGCGAGGAACUGCAGUUACUGUCGCUGGUCGAGGAAGCGCGAGCCCUGCAGGGACGGCUAGACAAACCAAAGCAAGAACCAAACACGCUGUACGGGCUGUUGCAAUCGGGCGCUAGCCUGAGUUUGCUUGCCGUCCGCGCGUCUACCGGACGCUGGAACGCAAGCACCAGAAAUGAGCAGCCCGGUUUUUGGGUCGACUGGGUGCUGGAGGGCGAAAGUCUGCAGCGUGGUGAUCGCAUAAUUGAAAUCAACGGCAAACCGAUCGGUGGCCGAAAUCGGGAAGAAAUGGUUCGUGCCAUCGGGUCCCACUCAAAGUCGGAAAUAGUGGUCGCACGUCCGAGAAAGCCAUCCGCAGCGGGUGUGAAUCAGCUGUCCCAUCAGUCGCUGCAGCAAUCGCAGGCCGACAAUAUUCGACUGCAGCACCGCAUCUCGUACCUCGAGGAUCAGGUGAGGGAGCUGCUCGCUACCAAAGACCAAAGUGGCGUGAUUCGCAGCGGUGUGGCAGUGAACGGCAGUGGUGGAGCGCACAUCACGUCCAUUAGCAUCACGUCACCUCCGUCGACGCCACCGGAGGGGAAAACACCACAACCGCCGCAUAUUUACAACUACAUCGACGAAAAAGGAUCUUCGCCGCGCAACGGCAGCCCGGGACACGUUACAACGACCACCAUCAUCAAGGAGUGCGAUCGUAUCAAUGGCGAGCUGACAAACGGUGCCUCGGAUGUGAUGAAAUAUAAUCUGCGAAAUUCGCUGUCCUCCUCGAAGAUCAGCAUCAAUGGGGGCGAUUCGCUGACCGCCCAGUACUACAACCGCAAGGAAAGGGAUAGGCGCGAGCGCGAGGCACGACGGCAGGAUCGCGAACGCUAUCUGCAGCAGUUCGGGGCAAAACUGCAGCGCAGCACGACUGAUCUGGAGAGCGAUUGUGAUCGAACUCGGUCGCUACAGCACAGUCACAGCCGUAGCCACGCGCGAAGCGUAGAGCAUUUGAACGGUGAGCGGAAACGGUUGGUGGCGGCGACCACCCACGAAACGGCCACUACCGGUCGCCGCGGUGACAAUCGCACCGUAAAAAGUCUGGACUUUGAGUCGGACACCAACGACCAGUACGCGUCGGAACCGUCGGGACCGAUUGGGAAACAUGGUGUCCGGCCAGCACCACCAAAGAAGCCGCUCCGCCUGUCGCUGCAGCGUGCCCAAAGUCUGCAGACGGUGGAUGGCUUGAUGCUGGAAGCGGCAAUAGCGGCUAGCAAUGGGCACGAUAGGAAGCGGGGCAUGAAACGAUCUCACAAGAGUGGCACCAAAGUGGUCGAUCCGAGCGCGACGAUGACUUCCCAAUACAUUGAGAACAGUGCUCCGAUGCAGACGGCUUCGCUGGGGCGUCAGAAGUAUAUGUAGAGUGCGUGUUGCGAAAAAUGACCGAGUGGAAUUGCAUGCCUUGACUAUGCGCAACCUUUUUUUUGGGUGAGAGUAUAUACAUAAAUCGCAAAUGGAAUAUGAAUAGCAAUACACUAUGUUGUAAGAUCUAAAUUGUGACAAUUGACUGCUAAUUCGUAUGAUGGAUUAGCGUUGUACGAUUUUGUCCGUUAAUAAAGAGAAAAGCGAAAAUAUGAAUAUUAA
Anopheles gambiae (African malaria mosquito) is the source of this 2749-nucleotide messenger RNA. RefSeq lists its product as uncharacterized. The record is from RefSeq and is a predicted model, not a curated record. The coding region runs from base 593 to 2527 and encodes 644 amino acids. Lineage: Eukaryota; Metazoa; Arthropoda; Insecta; Diptera; Culicidae. Gene Ontology annotation, molecular function: protein binding. The transcript has 6 exons.